This is a messenger RNA of Betta splendens (Siamese fighting fish), 1001 nucleotides long. RefSeq names its product necdin-like 2 (gene ndnl2). The coding region runs from base 92 to 871 and encodes 259 amino acids. Gene Ontology annotation, cellular component: nucleus. Lineage: Eukaryota; Metazoa; Chordata; Actinopteri; Anabantiformes; Osphronemidae. The transcript is spliced from 10 exons. The record is from RefSeq and is a predicted model, not a curated record.
CCCGUUUUAACGGGCACGUUGUUAAUCGUUUACGCCUGCUUCGUAACGUUGCUGCCGUGUUUGUUUUCCGCAGUGAGCUUCGCUUUGCAGCAUGACGAACAGGAAGAGGCUCUCCAGCACGCAGACGCCCUCUCAGAGCAGAGAUGAGGACGAUGACCCGACCUUCACGCAGCCCAGUACAUCACAGGUGCAGCGAGGGCUGGAGAGACUCUCCACAGCACAAGUUGACCAAAGGGCGGCAGAGGUGGUGCAGUAUAUCCUGAUGAAGGACCAGAAGAAGGUCCCUGUACGGAGAACAGACCUUGUGAAACACGUGGUGAAAGACUACAGAAACAUUUACCCUGAGAUCAUGAAGAGAGCUGCGCGGUCCUUUGACCAGGUGUUUGGUCUUAAACUGGUUGAAAUCGACACCAAAAACCACAUGUACAUCCUGAUAAAUAAGUUGGAAUAUACUGAGGCAGCCUCAUCAAUUAGUAGCCCAACCAAUCCAAAGAGGGCUCUGCUAUUUGUGAUCCUCAGUGUUGUCUUCAUGAAGGGAGGCGUCGUCAGAGAAAACCUCAUCUGGAAUACACUGAAGAAGCUCCGUGUUGACCCCGGGGAGAAGCAUGAGGAGUUUGGUGAUGUGAAGAAGUUGGUCACAGAUGAGUUUGUCCGUCAGAGGUACCUGGAGUAUGUACGAAUUCCUCACACAGAGCCCAUCGAGUAUGAAUUCCACUGGGGUCAACGAGCUGAUGCAGAAGUAUCAAGAGCCAAAAUCCUCCAGUUCAUGGGUCAGCUUCAUGAACAGGAUCCCCAGAGCUGGACCCAGCAGUACAGGGAGGCCCACUCCAGCCCCAGCUCAGCCCAGCCCAGCACAAGCAGCCAGAGAUAACUGUACUGUGGAGUUCAGAGGUCGUCUUUUGGUUUUUAAUCCCACCAGACACCAGCAGUUGGCACCCGUCUUUUCUCAUUGCCCUGAGUUUAAUUUGUUCAAACUCUUGUAAUAAAGUUCUUCUAUGAUG